CUUCACCAUUUCAAAUUUUGUUUUUACAUAUUCAGGCUACAAGUAUGUGACACGAAUACAUAAAUAAAAUUUGUCGUUUUGUUUUAAAUGAUAAUGCCUAUAAAUUCUUUAAAAAUAAAUAAUAAUAACAAAAUAAAAUAAACAAACAAAAAAAUGAAACGUGAAGUGGGCAACGAUUGACAUGUGCGCUGUAAUUUUUAUUUUUUUCUUCUCAACUAAAACGAAAGAAGAUUGUCAAGUGUAUAAAAUACUGCUUUGAAGGCCUCACUUAGGAUGGGAGACGAGGUGACUGACGAUAAAAAUUCAAAGCAUGAAGACGAGCCAGCUUGUUCGUUGUACGUGUCGAGAGCAAUCAACAGUCAUCCUCAGGGCUUGCCGGAUGAAUUGUCAAAAGUUUAUUUGGAGGAAGCCAUACGAGAGUCUGAGCCAUCGGGUAGUUGGAAUGUUUCACAAACGUCUUGUGGAUUAAUAGCGACAUUUUCACUGGAAGCAGACGCGGAAAAAGUCGUUCAGCGGGGCCAUUUAUCCCGAAGAUUUCAGGGGUCUAUCCAGGUGGCCCGGUUUUCCGCUCGUGAUUCAAAGCAUCUGAAAUCAGUCUACCUGCGUGACGUUCCUUGGGCUAUUCCUCUGGAAGAUUUAAAGACAGCGCUUAUAAAGCAAGGAAUUACUAUCUCAGCUAUCGAGAGAUACCGGCAGUACGUCCGGGUUGAGGUCCUGGAUGCUUGUCAAUAUGAACUUUUGCUGAGUCAGGGGCUUGAUUUCUUUGGCGCAGCUAGAUUUAGUGCAUUACCGGAGCGCGUUAAUUGGUGGAGAUCGACUGCCAAUGGAGUAAAUGGACCUUAUCAACUAGGAGUUAUUCCUGGUAACUCGGCAGAAGGAUCAAAUAGCCAGCAAUCUGAUGGAGUGCUUCAGUGCUACCGAUGCCAGGGGUUUUGGCACGUGGCUGCCAAUUGCAGACACUUGCCUCGGUGCGUACGCUGCGGAGAACCUCAUAGCGUUGAAUUUUGUUCUCGUCCUCGGAACAAUCCUGUCUGCUGCCAUUGCUCCGGUCCUCAUCAUGCUGGAUAUAAACAGUGUCCAGUGAGACUGCAACUUUUGAAUGCCACGCCGAUAAGCAUAACUUUAAGUACAAGUCGUGCUCAUGAUUGCCCUCUCAAAUCUAACGUUUCUCAAAGCCAACAGGAUAUGACAGCAAACCAUCAACAAUGAAAAACUAUUAGAAUUUUAAACAAAAAAUAUCUAAACUAAAAUCUAAAUUGCAGAUAUUAAAAUGAAAUAAAUCAUUUCACGGUGAAGAGAUUCAAUUUUAAAGCAAUA
Messenger RNA from Cotesia glomerata, 1317 nucleotides. RefSeq lists its product as uncharacterized. Lineage: Eukaryota; Metazoa; Arthropoda; Insecta; Hymenoptera; Braconidae. The transcript is spliced from 5 exons. The record is from RefSeq and is a predicted model, not a curated record. The coding region runs from base 274 to 1209 and encodes 311 amino acids.